GAAAUAUUGAGGAUCGCUGCGAAAAGAGGUUGCAUUCUAAUUCUCUUAACCACUAUUGUUGCGGAAACUAGUGAAUGAAGAUGCAGAAGCCUAUUCUCUGUCUCACCGCCAACAUCCUUGUGCUCUUUGUCUCAGUUGCAGCUCAGCCAGGAUUCCUCAAUAUUGACUGUGGCGGGAGAAAGAAUUCGACAGACCCAGAGACGAAUAUGACCUGGAUUGUGGACGCCAACUAUGUAGAUGUUGGCCAAACAGUAAAUUUCUCUAUCCCAAAUACACCAUUCCACAUGCAAUCUAUGCGUCUUUUCCCAAAACCUCUAAAUAAGUCUUGUUACCGGCUGCCUGUGAAUCCGAACGUCAACUAUCUCUUAAGGCUUUGGUUUCUUUUUGAUUACUAUGAUCAAUCCACUAAUCUUCCGAGCUUUAAUGUCUCCUUCGAGACGGAAGGACUGCUUACUCAAAAGAUUCAGGCAAUUAAAUCUGCGCAAGAUAUAGAGUGGACAAGUGAAAAGAUCUUGAGGAGUCCUAAUGGGGUUCUUUACGUUUGCUUGAUUCGAACUUCCGAUGACAGCGAUCCUUUCGUCUCUGCAAUCCAGUUGCGAAGUCUCUUGAGUGGGAUGUACGCUCUGCAAGUGAAGCCGGGGACAAUGUUGAGCACAGUGACCAGACGUGAUCUUGGUGUUAACUCAACCGACCUUGUCAGGUAUCCUCGGGAUGAAUUUGAUCGCUUUUGGACGACAGAAAAAGGUGUAGCUUUAGAUAACAACACUCUACCAAUAUUAUCCAGCCGUUCAGUGAAUUUCAACGAUAAAAAUAACAGCAGCAAUGUUCCUCCAACCUUUGUAUUGCAGUCAGCGCUAACUGUAAAACCCUCUACAGAGCCUUUGGUUUUCGGUCUGGAAAGGCAAUACAUUAAAACUUUAGUUGUACUAUACUUUGCAGAGAUCGAGGUCCUAAAUUCUUCUGAAUAUAGAAAAUUCAAAAUUCUGAUAAAUAAUAUAGCAGUUAGCAAUAUAACCUUGGACGUGAAAAAUAAUAUUGUACAAGUGCCACUGACAUACGACAGAGAAGAGCAGGUAGAGUUUUCUCUGCAGACUAUCCAAGAUGAGCAAGGUAAAUCUAACCGCGGACCACUGCUUAACGGUUUAGAGUAUUAUAAAAUAAUCGACAGCGAGACCGCAACUGAUGCAGGCGAUGUUAGUGGGCUUUUCUCCAUUAAAACCGCUUUUGGCUUGAAGGAAUGGAUAUCCGAUCCUUGCUUUUCUAUUCCCUGGAACGGAAUCAAGUGCAACAAAAACUACACGGUUAGAGUUGUAGAAAUCGAUCUGUCGGGAAGGAAUCUCUCUGGACCUGUACCAAAUAGUAUCAAGGAGUUAACUGAAUUGAGAAGCAUUUCUUUCCAGGACAACCAUUUAUCGGGAAUUUUACCAGAUUUUUGCAAGUUAGCAAGAUUGGAAAUACUGCGACUUCAAAAUAAUAAUCUUAGUGGUAUCAUCCCAGACUGUCUGUCCGAAUUGAAAAACUUGAAGGAAGUAAAUUUAGAGAACAAUAACCUUAGCGGAGUUGUUCCCGAAGGGCUUUUGCGUAAUAGAUUCUUGGACAUUAGGUACUCUGGGAAUCCGAAUCUUUGCAAAGAUGGCAAUCAAUGCCACUCCAAGGAUAAAAACAUUAAGAUUAUUGUUGUAUCAGCCAUAGCUGCUCUCGUCGGGUGUUCACUUGUGUUAAUAUCAGUCAUUAUGUACCGACGAAGAAAAUACUUGAAGAAAAAAAAUCAGAUCAAUAAUCAGCCAUUAAAUGCAGGUUUGAUACCGGGCAUGGUACUAAACCCUUUGAGCUGCUGUUCAUUCAGUCUGCUGGAUAUGAAAACAGCCACAAACAAUUUCAGCCAAAAGAUCGGACAGGGCGGUUUCGGAAGUGUUUACUUUGGCAAGUUAGCUGAUGGAAAAGAUGUGGCUGUAAAGCUGCUCUCCUCCUCCUCAAAACAAGGACUGGCAGAGUUCUUAAACGAGAUCAAUCUCCUUUCUAGAGUGCAUCACAAAAAUUUGGUGUCUCUGAGUGGCUACUGCAACGAGUCCGAAGAACUUAUGCUUGUGUAUGAACAUAUGUGUGGAGGAUCACUGAAGGACCACCUCUACGGCUCUCUAUCAAACAUUUCGACACUCGAUUGGAAAACUAGACUUGGAAUAGCUCUAGACGCGGCACAAGGGCUCGAAUACCUGCUUGUAAGCUGCACACCAAAAAUCGUUCAUAGAGAUGUGAAGAGCUCAAAUAUCCUUCUCGACAGCAAUCUGCGGGCGAAAAUGGCAGAUUUUGGUCUUUCAAAAAUAAUUGGCGAUGACAUAAUGUCCAGUCAUAUAACCACAAACAUAAAAGGAACAGUGGGAUACUUAGACCCAGAGUACUUUCAUACGAACAAGUUAACAGAGAGAAGCGAUGUGUAUAGCUUUGGAGUGGUUUUGUUGGAGAUGAUAUGCGGGAGAAAAGCAAUUGAUCCAGAGCUAUGUGAAGAAGAGCUAAGCCUUUUGAAAUGGGUGAUGCUACAUGUCGAGGGGAGCAAAGAUUAUGGUGGUCCAUUGAUAGCCAUCAUAGACAAAAAGAUGUGCAUGUCUGAAAUCGACAUGAAAUCUCUCUAUCCCAUAUUUACUCUGUCGCUUAAAUGCAUUCAGAAUGAAGCAUCCAAGAGGCCGACCAUAACUGACAUAGUAAAGCAGAUAAAAGAAGCCAUGGAUAUGAUUAAGUCCGAAUCUUCGAGUGAAGAGAUAAACGAGCCUCGAUACUCCGCAGAAUAUAGCUACAGCCUACUUGACGUUGGGAGAUAACAGCAAACGAUAUAGCACCCAAUCUCACGUCAACCAUUCCAUAACAAUCUAAAAAAUGCAUGGCUGUGAUAUCAAAUAUUUAUAAGUAGGGCAGGACAUUUUCGGUAAAAGCACCGGUUUUAUAAUUAGUUUUCCGGUAAAAUGUAAACGUCGCUCCAGUGCUUUUAAGUAAUCAAUGAUUUCAACUUUAUUAUAUGUAUUAAUUACUAGCAGUUGCACGCUUUUGCUAUGCAACGAUAAGUC
This is a messenger RNA of Cryptomeria japonica (Japanese cedar), 3059 nucleotides long. RefSeq names its product probable LRR receptor-like serine/threonine-protein kinase At1g67720. The record is from RefSeq and is a predicted model, not a curated record. Lineage: Eukaryota; Viridiplantae; Streptophyta; Pinopsida; Cupressales; Cupressaceae. Gene Ontology annotation, molecular function: ATP binding; protein binding; protein kinase activity. Gene Ontology annotation, biological process: protein phosphorylation. The transcript has 15 exons. The coding region runs from base 75 to 2816 and encodes 913 amino acids.